AUGUCACAUGACUUAAUCCGAGACUAUCAACAGGAAGUGAGUCUAGUUCAUAGAUGAAUAAUAAAUUCCAGAAAUUUUAUAUGAUUUCUGCAUGAAUGUAUGAGGCAGAGGAAGGAAACAGCACAGCCAAAAUGUAAACAAUCACUCGGACUGUGUGAAAAAUGAGGAUGUUAGCAGAAGGGAAGCCAAGGUACACCCAUAUCAUCUAUAUACACUAAACUCCAACCUACCAUAUACACCGCCUGUAACCCAUCUUGGUCCCUGUCUAAAAAAAACAACAUGGUGGACCGUCUCCCACAUGGUCCUUCACGUAUACCUGUCCCAAAAUCUAAGUCCUCCCCUAAAGUGAUGCGUAAUGGAAAAUGUGGGACAGAUGUUGUCCCGGUUAUACAAGGGGAAGAUUGUGUAGGAGAAUCGAAUGGUUGUGAAAAUGGUGUCAAGUUAGAUAAGGUAGUUGUAAGUCAGUCCCCUAAGUCUUUGUCUAAAGUGCCAAAAGCUACGGCUCCCAAAGAACUUCUCAUAGACAAGGGUAAAAGUAAGAAGCCUCCUGAGAAAGGCUUUGAAACAUUUCUCAUGACAGGUGAUAUGAUAAUCAAGACAAAUCCAUCGCUAAAACUUCGUAAAAUGGAUGGUAGUGGGUUAGAAAGACACCACUCUGACAGUACUUCAUAUGAUAAAAACACAGAAAAGAAAACUUUUAAAAGAUCUGCCUCUUCUCCUGAUCAAACUACAUUUACCGGUGCUACAGUCAUAACACAUGAUAAUGUUACAAUGGAUAAUAUUUCAAAAGCAUUAGAAGACGAUGAUGAAAAUCCUAUGAACCGUAAAGAGUCUGCUGAGUCUGGUUUUGAGGAACAAGUUAUUCAUUCAGACUCUGGCACAUUAGAAAAGCCAGAAAAACUUCCAAAUGAUCCUACUAGUGUCUCUGAUCUGUCUGAGGUUGAUUCAGAUGAUUUGUUAGGUAAUGGAAAUAUGGUAGAAUCUCAGUCGUCAGCUGUGUGUAAUGUUUCAACUGUUUCAACUCCUUCUGAUUUGAGAUCAGAAAUUUCAGUAAGUACUGUGUUACAACAGGAAGUGGAACCUCUCCUGAAAGAAGAUAGUUCUAGUUCUAGUAGCAUUGAUGUCUCUUCAACAGAGAGCUUUUCAGGGGAGCUUACUCCUGAACUUAUAUAUGAGAGAAGUUUAUCAGAUUCUGGUGGAAUGUCUCCCAUUUAUCAGCAUGAUGUAAAAAAUUUAAUUUCAUGCAAAAGUGCUGAAAAAAUUCUUAUUCAAAAACAAAUGAGACAAAAAAUUCAGGAUUGUCAAGGUGUAAGGGCAAGCAAAAGUCAAGAACAAUGUGUAGGUGAAGAUUUUACAUUUGUAAGUAUUGAUAUAGAAGAUACUGCAUAUUCAUUAGAUCAAAUACCAAUGCUAGCUGAAAAGACCCCUACCAAAGAUGAAUUUGAAAAACCAGUAAAGUUUGAAUUAGAAUCUCCAACCAAAACAAAAAACAAAAAUGAAAGGGUUCCUGAUCCAAAUGAUGACAGGAUAUUUAUGCCUGCAUUUGUUCAACUUGAUGAAUCUGUUAAAGAAAAAUCAGAAAUUUCAAGUGAAGAUUCUUCAAAAGAUGAGUGUAGUGAUACGUUUGAUUCAGAUAUGGAAAAACUGGAAAGUACUGAUGAUGAAAGUGAUAGUGUAAGAUAUGAAGAUGCUCAAGAAAUAACUCAGGAGUUAGAUAAAGUCCCUGAUUAUGGUGCUCAGACUACUGACAAUAAAAUAUAUUCUGAUGAUGAUAACUGUGAUGAAGGGGAGGAAGCUAUGAACCAGGAUGACUUAUUUGUACUGCCACCUGCCAAAAGUGUAGAUCAACCAUCUGCAAUGAGGCUAGCCAAGCGUCUCUAUAAUCUAGAUGGCUUUCGGAAAUCGGACGUAUCACGGCAUCUUAGUAAAAAGAAUGACUUUAACAUCUUGGUGGCUGAAGAAUACCUCAAGUUCUUUGAUUUUACUGGUGAUACGCUAGAUGUGGCCUUACGGAAGUUUCUCAAACAAUUCUCUCUCAUCGGGGAGACCCAGGAGAGAGAGAGGGUUCUCGCCCACUUCUCACGGCAUUUUAUCCAGAGCAACCCAGGAACAUACAAUUCUGAAGAUGCAUGUCAUACAUUGGUUUGUGCAAUAAUGUUGCUGAACACUGAUCUACAUGGCCAGGCUGUUGGCAGGAAAAUGGCAUGCAAUGAAUUUAUAGAGAACCUUGCAGAGCUUAACGAUGGUGAAAACUUUCCGAAGGACCUUUUGAAGGCACUUUAUCAUGCUAUAAAAGCUGAACCCAUAGAAUGGGCUCCUGAUGAAGAGUUUCAAGAAGUGAGUACAACUGAAGGUGAUGAUCAGCGAACAGCCAAACCCCAACCCACACCUAGUCUUCCAAAUCUUCCACCUGUUGUUGGCAGGAACCCCUUCCUUGAUGUACCUGAUCCCAGCCAGACAACAGAAUACAAGAAAGGUUAUAUCAUGAGAAAAUGUUGUGUUGACCCGGAUGGCAGGAAAACGGCUGUUGGAAAGAGAAGUUGGAAGAUGUAUUAUGUUGUAUUGAGGGACAUGAUCCUUUACCUAUAUAAGGAUGAACAAGCAUUGAAGAAAGCCUCGCAGUCUGGAUCUCACAACGCCAUACGUGCGCACCAUUGUUUAGCCUCAAAGGCCUCAGACUAUACUAAAAAGCAACAUGUGUUCCGCUUACAGACUGCCGAUUGGGCAGAAUAUUUAUUUCAAACUUCGAACACUAAAGAGUGCCAAGAAUGGAUAGAUACUUUGAAUUUUGUAGCAGCAAGCUUGUCAGCACCCCCUUUACCUGGUGCUGUUGGCUCACAAAAGAAGUUUCAACGGCCUCUUUUACCAAUCUCAUAUACUCGCCUUAAUUUGCAAGACCAGUUACGGAGUAUAGAGGAGAGACUCCAGCAGACUGAGCUAGAUCUACAGGAGCACAGGCAGUUCCCACCGGAGAAAGGUUCUAAGUCCAGUGUUAUCCAGCACUUCCUCGAGAAAGAAAACUAUCUCAUAUAUGAGAUUGGUCGGUUGAAAACAUAUGCAUACCUUCUACAGUCUCGGCUUGCGUCUCACCCAGAGCUCGAACCUUCAUUAGUAGAGACAGCUAUUGGUGAAGAUGAGGAAGGUAUCAAGGGAGUUAACCCGGUCAUUCAUGCAUUUACCUCCCCUGUUCAGAAAAAGACAGGAGUACAACACAGCAUUUCAGAUAGGGAGAGCCCCUGUGAGAGCCCAACAUCAGGUGUUAGGCCCAAUCCAGACCCUGAGAUAAAGCAGUCAGAGGGUUUGAGCCCAGAAUCAGAUAUAAACAAAGGGCAGUCAUUGGAAGAUGCCAUCCCAUCAGCAAAGAGUGGAAAAAUGGACAAUAUUUCAGCUCCGUCUUCAGAUGGAUCAGCCAUAUAUAAUGAACAUGGUGAACUUGUCAGUCCAAAAUCAGAGGUCACAAAAUUCUGACCUUCCACAUGGAUAAUAGAACAGUAUCUGAACUAUCGGUAACCCAGUAAUGUUUAUACUUGCCAUAUCAACAGAAACUACUGUUCAGUAAUACAAAAUCAAAAGAUUGUCAACAACAAAAUAUUAUCAAAACUAUCAUCAUUGACCAGUUUUCAGUGAUAGGAUUACAGAAUAUCAACAGCUAUGAUAGACUUCCAGUGUUGAAGAAUUAAAACUUUAAAGGAAAACCCAAUUUUCAGUGUUGAGAGAUAUCAGCAGACUGCCAGCAACAAUACUCUUUUCAUUGUCAGGAUAUCAGGAUGUUGUUAGCUGCAGUGAACUAUAGAUUUGGUAUUGAUUGUCAAUGUUAAAAUAUUAAAACUGUCAGCAGUAAUUAUUUUUACGUCUUAAAAAUAACAAAAGUUUGUUAGCAACAGCUGAUUAUCAGUGUUAUGGUAUCAGAACAUUUGCCAAGAACAGAACUUUUCCUGUGUAACAAUAGCAAAUAAUUGUCAGUUACAGCCAGUUUUCUGUGUUGAUGUAGAAAAAAAGUAAAAUACAAGAUAAAGUGAAAGAACUUUCUUAACAACAACUGAUUUUCAGUGUAAUGAAGUCGGUAGCAAUGAGUUAUCAGUGUUAGAAUAUUAAAACUGUCAGCAAUGACCAGUUUAUAUUUUGCAAUAGUAAGACAUUGCUAGUUCAGUGUAAUGAUACCAGGACAUUUUUAAAUAAUAAUACAUAAAAGUUUGCACUGUGAAGUAUCAAAUAAUUGGUGGCUACACCUUGUUUUCUAUUGCAGGUGGCAAGUGAUUCUACCUUUGCGACCAGUGUAGAUCAUGGUCAGCCUGUACAGCUGUGCAGUAUGAUCAUGAUAUACACUGUUUGCAAUUCAGUCAGUAUAUUUUUGGUAUGCACCCCUAAUAACAGGGAUAAGUUAUAGAAAUUUAGCAGGCUAAGGGUUAAAGUAAUGAGACAUCAUCUGAUACAUCCACUUACUUGAGUUCAAGAAUCAAAACUUGAUUUACAGUGUUAUGAUACCAGAAUAUUUAAUGACAGUAGAUUUUCAGUUUUGAAAAACAUUUUCAGACUUUGCUAGUUUUUUGUGUUAUAAAAGACAGAACUAGUUCUGUGCUGCAGUAAGGAGAGAUAAUCAGCUAGGACUUGUUUAUUGGCGUUUAUUGUAUUAUUGACAAAACUACCAGUUCAUUACCAACUUUUAGUAACAUCUCUGAACCGAUAAAGCAAGACAGAUCUACCUAUCAUAAAAAUCAAUAAAACCAAUAAUCCAAUAUCAUAGCUAUCAGACAGAUUCGUUCAUUUCCGUACUAAUUGUUGUUGUUGUAGUAACACGGGGGAAAAAUCGAUAAUUAACAGCUUUGGUCAUUAUCUGACGCAUUACAGGCGGGCGGUUUGCUAAACGAUAUUCUUGAUUGAAUGAAGCUUUAAUAAUUAUUAAAGUGAAAAUUGGAACAAGUCGAACAUUUAUACAAUAGUUUAUUAAUUGUCAAAUAAAAGUGAUAUUUAAGAAUAUGAAUAUGUUAUCUAAAAUAUUUAGAAAUCGUUACAUUUUAUACAUCGAACAUAUAGAUUUACUUUCUUUUUAAUACAUGAAACAUCAUGCUAACGUAUCUCUGUGUACAGAAAAGAAAUAUUUACGCACAAGAAACUGUCUGUAAAUAAAAUAAAUAUUCAAGAAUAUGAAUAUGUUAUCUAAAAUAUUUAGAAAGCGCAUAUACUUCCUCUAUACGCGCUUUCUUUUACAUAUUAUGAACAUUAGAAUAUGAGCUUUUGUCUCUAAAAUAUUUUCAAAAUUCUAAAUCACUAACGCUUUUCGAUUUUCAUCGUAAAAGGUAGUAAAAACAGCAAAUUCUCAUGUAUUUCCGUAACAUAAAGUUUGUCAGUAAUAAAGUUUUGAAGCCUCCAUAAGAAAUAUAGCCUUUUUUUCAAGAUGUCUAAAAAGUAUUUUUGUUGUCGAACGAUCUGGAGGCCAGUCGCUUUAAAGAAAAAGAAGUAUAGAAAUAAGACUUAUACUUUUAAAAGGAAAUACUUAACCCUUACCAUGCUGGUCACGAUUGGUUCUUCCUUUGCGAUCAGUGUAGAUCAUGAUCAGUCUGCACGGAUGUACAUCCGUGCAGACUGAUCAUAAUCUGCACUGUCUGCCAUUCAGCCAGUAACUUUUUGGCAUGCACCCCUUUUCAUAUAUACUGUCCAAAUUGAAAGACAGACAAGUUCAUUAUUGUAAUUUAGCAUGGUAAGCAUUAAGUUUCUUAUAUCGUGCCUAAAUAGAAAUAUCAUAUUUGCGUGACUUGAAUAAGUACUGCUGACAAAUACUACUACCAUAGUAUACUUUAACUAUAAAUAUAUUGUUACAGGAGAAAAAAAACAUUAAAUAAAAAUAACUUCAUCAAUAUCUCAAUUUUAGAAUAGCAGACUUAACUAAGUGAUAACUUAAGUUUUUUCGUAAAAUUUGGGCCAGGAUCUUUACUCCGUAAAUAUUUACGGAACAAUUCUAUAACCGAUGUGAAUUCUAAAUUUGUACUGAUUCUUCCUACUGUCAUACGAUUCAUGAAAUAAGGGUAAAACUCGUAAAAAUCAAGAUUCCUGAAAGAAAGGGAAAAGACUAUGUAAAGACAGAAGAAGGUGAAAGAUAUAUAUUACAACGCAAAAACCAUAAAACCAUUAAAAUACCUAUCACUUAUAGUAAGUGGGGUAACAUAUCUUUUAUGACCCGGCUUGAAACAACACUGACCGGAUAUUGUUUACCCCUAGGCAAUAUUGUAAUACACAAUAAAAGUCAAAGGGUAAUUUUAAGAUAUUUGUUACAUUUAAAUUAUUUUAUGCUUAAUCUGAUUUUGUGCAAUCUUGAGACUAAAACAAAUAAUAAAUAUUGCAUUUUUUUAAACUAAUGAUUAAAGAAUGUACCAAAAACAUGCAUUAAUUUGAGAAUACAGAAUAAUAUAUACAAAGGAGGUUCGGAAAGAAGCAGAAUUAUCAGUUCAUCAAGGCUAUCUUUCAAAUUAAAGUUUGGUCAUAUUAUGAAUAAUAGAAAAUGAUUUUUUUUGUUUCAAAAUUACUAAAAAAUCAAAUAUGAAGAAAUAAAGAUGACCGCGUCGGAGAUCGGACCCAGACCGCCGCGGCAAAAAAAAGUCCCCAGAUCGUUCGGCAAAAAAUAAUAUAGGUAUCUGGAAAUAAAUCAUCGCUAUAUUUCUUAAGAAUGCUUUGAAACUCAAUUACUGACAGACUAUAUUUUACGAAAACACAUGAGAAUUAGUUGCUUUAAGUACUUUUUUUUUUGCGAUGAAAAUUAAAAGCAUUUGUAUAUUUAAUGCGAAUUGAACACUAAAUCCCCCAUAGCGUUUAUUUGAAACGACAGCGGAUCUAGGUUUCGGCGUUUCUGAGUUCAACAAUUAAUUUGUUUUAAUUUGUCUAAUUACAAUCUCAGUUUUUUUUGUCAGUGUAAAGUUGCUUACAAUUCAUAGGUAUUGAGCUGUAACAAUUUGUAUCGACAAAGUCAGACUAGCAGACGACAAUAUUUUUCGUAACAGCUUCCGAGUACUUACGGAUAAUGGCGGAAAAGGCCGGAAUUUUUUAAGAAACGUUCACUGUACACACUAAAAUGCAAAAAGGACCAAACAAAUCAUUAUUUAAUUUAAAACAAAUUACACAUAACGAAAAUUGAAUAAUUUUUCUACAUUUUUAGGGGUAUCGAUUUUUUGAUUAUUUGCAGAAAAUAUCUCAUUUUAUCUGUUAUAUAUUUGAAAAGUCAGUUUUUUCGACCCGUUUCCUACAGAGUCUAUAUGAACUGAGGUGGGUCUAUUUAAAGUCAGAAAGGACCAACCAAAUAUUAAAAUAUUCUUUUGAAAAAAUUUUCAUAAUAUCCGGAAUAAAUUAAACUUUAAUUUGUGGGGUAUCGAAUUUUUGAUUUCCAAAUAGAACUUUUUCUAUUUAAGUUUAAGUAUUUUUUUCCUUCUUUGUUUAUAUAGGCAAAUUUAUCGAUUUUCCGAUAGAUCGAUGUUACUAAAAGUUGGUAAUGUGUUACAAGCUUUAAGAUCAUUAACUUGAAGUUACAGAAUUUUAAUGCACUCAGUGACUGGUUCAGUUUGUUGUUUCAAUGUUUAUAUUUGCAUUUCUUCACAAAAGAACAAGUUUUUUUUACUUCCAGUGGAGAUUACAGUAUCUACAUAUUUUUAUCACAAUUCUCAAAUAUUUCUGUCCAGGACUGCAGGCAAUAAAAGUGAAUUUGGAAACCAGUCUGAAACGAGCAUUUGAUUGGUUGUUUCAGAUUAAAAGCUUGAAAUUGACCAAUAACAAUUAAGGUUGUAUUGUGAGACUGGUCUCCAAACUCAAGUUUUAUUUUCAUGUUAAAUUUAAUGUUGAGAUUUGAAAUUUUAUUUUUAAGUUUUAUACUCAUUCAUAUGGAUCUAGAUAAUCAUAUAAAUGGCACAUUGUUAAUAAAUGUCUAGAUUUGUAUAGAUGCAAUGAGAUGAAAUUUUUAGAUCAUCUGAACUUUGUUCAGGGUGAGCUGUUAGUACAGGUGGAUGGUCCGUCAUCUUGAGUCCAUUGUCCGGCAUCACCAUCUUCUCAAAAACUAUCAAUAAUUAGUCAGAAUUACACCAAACUUGGUCUGUAGCAUUCUGGCAUGGACCUCUCCCAGAUUUGGUUAGAUGGUUCACUUCUAAAUGUCUCUGAUAUCCUUGUAUGAUCCUAAAUUGUUUAAAUUGUUCUGCUUGGGCUCUUUUAGGGGCUGCCAGAGCUAAAAAUAGAAACAGCCUUGAAACUGAUAUUCUCAUAAAUCUUUUGAUGGAUUUUCACCAUACUUUGUAGCAUCCUUGUAUGAUCCUCUCUGAGAUUUAUGCAAAUGGUUCUGCUUGGCCGCUUUUAGUGACUGUCAGAGCCAAAAAGUAGAGUAAAACCUUGAAACUUCCUCCUGAACCAUUUGAUGGAUCUUCUCCAAACUUGUUUCCUAGCAUCAUUGUAGGGUCCUCUGUCAAGUUUGUUCAAAUGGUUUUUGGGGUCUUCAGAGCUAUAAAUAGGAAUAUUUCUCAGAUCCUCACCACACUUUGUCUGCAGCAUACUUGCAAGUUUUCACACCGAGCAAAAGUGUUGUCAUUACAUAUAGUGGUGGUUAAAAGGUCAAGGGCAGGUGAGUGCCUUCAGGGCCACAUAGCCCUCUUGUUUAAAUUUUUUAUUAGCAUUAAAAUUGGAAGUUAUAUUUUUGUCAGUUUAUUAUGUCCUAUGUUGACAGAACUUCCGCAUUUGCUUAUUCAGAUAUAAGCAAAACAAUUUGAUAAAUUAAGAGCAAGCAAAGACAGAAAGACAACAGUGUUACCAGACCAAUGUAUUUCACACAGAUAGUAUUAUUUAAUUAGAAUUAUUGGUCAGUUGUUUGUUUGUCUGACUUAAAUGCUUUUUUGAAAUAUGUAUCAAAGGUUAAAGAUGUUGAAAUCUAUAUAGUAACUUUUAUACAAGAGUGUGAUGCAAAUUCACAGGCCAGCUUUGUUACAAAAUAAGUUUUUUUGUUUGAAGUUCCAUAUUGACUAGUCUGUAGUGUAGUUCUUCAUAUUCUAAAUCAUUUGUCCACCACUGCUGCUCGUUUGUGCCCUGUCAGGAUGAAGACUUGCCUUUUAGGUAGCCAUCCACUUGCCUUGUCAGAAGUCAGUGGUUCUACCCAGCUGCCUGCCUUAGCCAGAAGUCAGUGGUUCUACCCAGCUGCCUGCCUUAGCCAGAAGUAAUGCAAAACACCUCUCCUAAAUUUUGCUUUGUUUGUUACACAAGGAAUUGGCAAGUGAUGUUGCUGUUAUAUUUCCUGAACCAGCUGUGUGGCAGUGCAGUUAUUUUGCAUUUUGUAUGAAAAAGAGUAUAACUGCUUUUAAAGAAUUGUUGUAUGAAAGACAUACCCAUUUAGAUGUAUUUUUAUCAAAUUGUAAGAAAGCAUUUUGUACUUUUUAAUAUUGAAGAAUAUAAGAUAUAUGUAUGUGCAUAGAUAUCUACUAACUUGUUGUGCCAAAUGUUAUCUCUCUAGUAAAGUUUUAUGUAUUGUAAUAAUUGUCUCAUUUAUCCUAAUUUAAUAUUUUGUUUGUAGAUGUUGGAGGAAGUAUGCAAAGUAACUUGUAUAUUCAUUAAUAAUAGUGAUAUGUAAUUAAAAAAGAUAUGUUUUUAAAGCUGUCACAAAUAUAUAUAAACUGAUAAAUAAAUGAAAAUAAAAAUUA
This is a messenger RNA of Mercenaria mercenaria, 9656 nucleotides long. Its product is annotated as PH and SEC7 domain-containing protein 1-like. The record is from RefSeq and is a predicted model, not a curated record. Gene Ontology annotation, biological process: regulation of ARF protein signal transduction. Bases 280 to 3468 code for a protein of 1062 amino acids. Gene Ontology annotation, molecular function: phospholipid binding; guanyl-nucleotide exchange factor activity; protein binding. The transcript has 12 exons. Lineage: Eukaryota; Metazoa; Mollusca; Bivalvia; Venerida; Veneridae.